Linum trigynum is the source of this 2495-nucleotide messenger RNA. The record is from the annotation of a GenBank genome assembly. Lineage: Eukaryota; Viridiplantae; Streptophyta; Magnoliopsida; Malpighiales; Linaceae.
UUAAUCUUAUACUGAUUUAAAUUCUCCGAGUAUUAUUUCAUUUUCAAUUUUUGACACUGGUGGACUAAACACCAUACAUCUCAAUGAAAAAGUUCUGAUACUACUUCAAGAACAAGCUCAUUCACUUGUGUGUUCAUCAUGAGCACAAUUUGAUACAUACAUCCUUGUUCAGCUAUACCAAUCUGAAAGUUUCUAACUUUGCAAUCGCAGAUUCCACGAGCUAUCAGAGUUCGACGACAUGAAAAGGAGCUGCAGGAGGCGCUUGGCUGGGCACAACGAGCGAAGAAGGAAGAAUGCAGCUGAACCCCAUCACCAUCACCAUGCCUCAGCAGCAGCAGCAGAAGAAGGAUCAAGCAGGAGAGGAGUGGUGGUGGAAGGGCAGUUGCAGGACAUUAUGUGUGGCCAAGUUGGUGAUCACAGCAGCAGCAGCAGGGCACGGAUCAAGAUCGCCACAAUCCAGGAGAAUCCCACGUACAAGCAUUUCCAGAUCAGAUGAAAAGAGAACCAUUUCCCUCCAUCUUCAUCUCUAUCUGGCUAGCUUCAAGGAGGAAAUUAAAAAGAAAUUGCUCUCUCUCUUCUGUCAUCCUCUUCCAAGCCCAUGUUUUCUUAAUUGACUUCACUCCCAGCGUUUCUGUACUCGUAAUAAACUGAGCACAAUCAUGAAGGUCUCCUGUAACUAGGCUGCUUAGGUAUGCUGUGGUGUUAGCUGAACAUUAAUGCUUGCAUGGCAGACUGUGAUUUAAAGCUACUGGAAUUUGGUAUUGUUUGUAUAACAGUAACUAACCUGGGGAUCAGGGUUGUUAAUGACUUUGUACUAUGUACGUAAGUUGAUGUGAUAAUGUUUAUAUGCUUGUGUUGUUUUCUGUACAAGUUUUCUGUCCUCAAUCACCAUCUAGGUGUGACUUGUGAAGCACUGGAAAAAUAACAAGGAAACAAGAGGAACAGUUUCAUGGGAGCCUGACAGUAGUAGUACUAAGUACUAAUAUAUGCUUGUGCUGUGCCCAUGUGACUGUUGUCAGAGUUUUCGUUUUGUUGCACUUGCUGCAUUCUUGAGAUAAUUAGAUUACUUCAUGGAAAUUUUUUGAAUGGGUGGUUUGUACAUUCGAGAUAUUUGGUUCAGGUACUUUAGUUAUAGGUAGUUGAGCUUUUUUUUUAAUAGUAAUCUGUGAGCUUUUAUUGAGGUGAAACUGUUACAUCAUCCAAACGAAGUUGGUCUAAAAGAAUUAUUGGUGGCGUAUCAAACCACACAACUGUUUCCUCCCAUCCUGUUCUAACAGUCGCCAUCGUAUGUGCUGCAUUAUUUGUUUCUCGAUAAACAUGGUGCCACGUACCUCCUUCAGCUUCGGCCAACAAGCGUCUCACACUCCGGCAAACCACUCCAACCUCCGUCUGAUUUGUCAUCGCUUUGUUGAUUCGUUGUGUAACUAGUAAACUGUCCAUCUCCAGGAUUGGUCGUUCCACUCUAUGUUGCAUUGCCAGCUGACAACCCAGCUCGGCUGGCAAAGCUUCAGCCAUUUCCACCACAAAUGCCCCCCGGGAACGCCUCGCCGCUGCAAACAGGAAUCUACCAUUCGAGUCCCUGGCCACUACUCCAAGACCUACUCCCCCCUCACACAAACCCGCAUCGGUAUUAAUCUUGAUCCACCCCGGUGGUGGUCUACGCCAUCGUCCAUGUCGUCCCUGUCUCACAAUCUCCGGAUUCUAUUCUUGUUGGCUAUGAUAUUCGUCGAGGUAAGAUAAAACUGUUGGAAAUUUGGUAGAACCGGUCGUCCCUAAAAGUCCCAACAAAAACUCUAGCAAAAAUCUCAGUCUCCUCUGUCUUUGAUCCAUUGAAGAGGUGUGCAUUCCUUUCCUUCCAUAUAGCCCAUAGAAACACAAUCCAUUCUUCUGUCUCCCGCUGCGAAGCUUCUUUUAUCACCUUCCAAACCCAAUCCAUGCAUCCCAGUGCUCCUCUUAUAUUAAACCACUACGCCAAAUGGGUAGGUCUCCAUAGCCGGCUUGUCCACUCACAUUGCCCAAUAAAUGAAUCUGGGUCUCUGGUAGGUCGCAAAACGGGCAUGCAUCGCCUCUUCGUUGGCUUCGGGUACUCAUGUGAUCACCUGUAGCCAGUACGUUACGAGCCAUCUUCCACACAAAAUGGCGGACCUUGGGGGGGGGGGGGGGGGGGGGAACAUUCAGAGCCCAUAUCUGUUUCCACAUUUCCAGCGUUCCCACUACUUCAAUACCAUUCGCCUGUUUAAACUCCUCGACCCACAACCGAUACCCAUCCCGAACCGUAUAGCAUCCUGAACUGUUGUUUGCCAAUAUCAGCUUAUCCGGCUCUCUACAGUCUCGGAGUGGGAUUGUCCGUAUGGUCGCAGCAACUGCCGCAGGGAAACAACUCUCAAGAAGAGCUUUGUCCCAUCUCUCUAUCUCAGGAUCAAUCAGGUCUCGGACUUUUGAAUCUACCGGGAGGCCCAUCGAUGACGACGGGACAAAAAAUCCCGGGGAGCUUG